Molecule: messenger RNA, 2787 nt
Organism: Mycetomoellerius zeteki
Lineage: Eukaryota; Metazoa; Arthropoda; Insecta; Hymenoptera; Formicidae
Gene: Duba
Product: Deubiquitinating enzyme A
Biological process (GO): protein deubiquitination
Molecular function (GO): K63-linked deubiquitinase activity; cysteine-type deubiquitinase activity
Source: RefSeq, a predicted model, not a curated record
UCGCUACUGUCGCUGCCCACAUUCUCCAAAGUGUUCUUUGUGCCCCGAUUGGUUCUAAUUACUUCGAAGCUGAAACGAAUAUGGCCGUCUGACAAAACAUUCCAGGCAUAGCAGCGAUCGACGACAUCGUGUCGCUUUUAUUCGGACAUGUUGAACGGCCACGGAACCACGUUAUCUUGACCGAACUUUCUCGUCGUACGAUUAACGCAACGACGUCGACGUAAACGUGGGAUUGGAGAGAGUGCGGAAGGUGCGAGCGGUCGUCCGUGAGGAACUCUAUUCUUUAGCUCGUCUGUGAGGAAAAAAAAAGUAAUAGAUACGCAGAGUGCAGACGGUCUAGCUGGCGAUCGCGAGGGUGAACGGAUUGCUUCACGGUGACGCGGCGUGCGAUCACGAAACGAUCGUGAAUCGAUUUGUGACGUAUCGUAUCGCUCCACAACGAGGACGAGAUAGCGAGAGAGAAAGAGAGAAUAAGAGAAAGAGAGACAGAGAUAGAGAUAAAGAAGGAAUUGAUCGUUCGAGAUCAUGACAAUUUUAUCGAAGAAGAAGGCGAAUGCGUCGAAGGACAGGACGCGCGAGGGAGGCGCCGGAUCCGAGGUCGACGUCCAUCACGGGGUGCAGAACGAGCACAGUUCCGGCAGCAUUGCGCACCCGAACAGUCCUUAUCAGGUACGGGGCGCCAGCGGCUUUGCCGUCGAUCUACAUGGAGUCCAAAGCGAUCAUGGAUCUCAUAGCGGUUCUCUCGUGUUAACUGGCAACUCGUACGAGACAAACGUUGACCGCCGCGAAGACAAACAUUUUGAAGAUGGGAGUGGUCCAAGUCAUGGUAAACGUCACAGACAGAGAGUCAGUCCCCACAGCUGUAUUGGUAGACCUUCACGCACAAAGCGUGAACGAGUCGCUACUCCACCUGCUGCUUCUUGCAAUGGUCCACAAGGCACGGAUACUAACGUAAGUGGAAGAGUAAGCAUUGUCGGAAAUGCCUCAAAUUUAGAUGAGCUGGCAACUGGCUACAAUAGUGGAGAUGAGUAUACAGGACGUACUGAAAAUAAUCUUACUUUAGCCGAAUGGCAAGAGAGAGAUAGAUGGUUUGAGAAACGUCUGAAGAAAAAGGGGCUUUUAUUAAAAAAAAUGGCGGAAGACGGAGCUUGUUUAUUUAGAGCUGUAGCAGAUCAGAUUUAUGGCGAUCAAGAAAUGCAUGGUAUUGUUCGAAAACACUGUAUGGAUUAUAUUGCUUCUAAUCAGGAAUUUUUCUCGCAUUUUGUGGCGGAAGAUUUUAGCACCUAUGUAGACAGGAAAAGACAAGAGUAUGUACAUGGAAAUCAUAUAGAAAUGCAAGCUAUGUCAGAAAUUUACAAUCGUACUAUCCAAUUAUAUUGUUAUAGCACUGAACCUAUCAAUAUUUUUCAUACCAUGGUGGAAAGUGAUGAACCAAUGAACGAACCAAUCAGGUUGUCGUAUCAGCGUGGCAGUCAUUAUAAUAGUAUAGUUGAUCCAUUUAAAGCUACUAUAGGCGUUGGACUUGGUUUACCAUCAUAUAAUCCUGGUGCCGCUGAUCGCGCUCUGAUAUCAGAUGCAGUUCGUCAGAGUGAGGAAUUGCAUAUUGAACAGACAAUGCUAGAGGAUAAAAUAAAGGCUACCGACUGGGAGGCGACUAAUGAAGCUAUCGAGGAGCAAGUAGCCCGUGAAAGCUAUUUGCAAUGGUUGCGUGAUAAUGAAAUGCGUAAGGCACGAUCAGCCAGUAGUAGCAGUACGAGCACAGUUACGAGCGCGCAACAUAAUCAUUCACACUUUCAUUCACAUGGAGGUCGUGGACAGCAGCGUAGCCAUACCUCUUCUCCGACUACGACACAAACUAGCCAAGAUAAUUUACGUAAUUCUCCAAAGGUCAAUGAUGCAGUACGAUAUAACAAGAGAUCGCCACAACAUCAGUCGACUCAGGGAUCUAGCAUAUCCCAUUUGCCGUCGGAUUUUGAGGCGAAAAUGAUGCCACAAGAGCCUGUACCAGGAAGCAGCAAGGAAGCAAAUGCGUCACCCGAUAUCUCAUUGUUCAAUCGCCUCCCUCCUGAAGUAUUCGGUUUGACGGAUUGGGAAGAUAGCCAAAUACUUUCACAAGUGUUGGCAACGUCACAACAAGAAUACUUGGAUAGCCUGAAGCAGUCACGCGUGUCUGCGUCCACCGGAAACGAUAGCGCCAAUACGAUAGAGUCUAGUAACAGUUCUAUUAACAAUUCUUGAAAUGCGGUCAGUAACGACAAAGUUCAAAAGAUAUCAGAGUAAAGAUAUAUACAUUUAUAUAUUGCAAUAUCAUCUAAUCCCGUAUAGUGGUAGGACAUAAAGCGAUUUGCUUUCUUAUCCGUGAGUAAAUGUUGCAAUAAUCAUUAUUUGGUUUCUCUUCCUAUCUUUUCUCUUAUCUUUCUCAACAAAAUAACGUACGUAUGAGAUUUUCUACGAGUACGUAUGUUACAGUCGUUAAAUGCUUUGUUAACACUUGCAAAGUAGCUGCGUAUUGUCAUUUCGUUGUGGGUACCUUUAUAUUAUCAUAGAAAAUAACUCGCAUCAUUUCUUCCGAAAUUAUGACUGUUAAAAAGAGAAAUGUUUUGCUAUAAUAACCACUACCAAUCUAUGUUAUACUCCUCUUGUGGUUUGACAUUUAUCUCAUCAUAAAAUAUGCAAUCCGUUUUUAGGCAGAAUAUAUAUUGUUUGAUAAUCGUGAUGUUUUCUCUUGAUAUAGUUUAGGUCACAACGCUUUAGAAAAAUCUGCAUUGCAUUAUUUGUAAAAAAAAG